Molecule: messenger RNA, 705 nt
Organism: Bactrocera dorsalis (oriental fruit fly)
Lineage: Eukaryota; Metazoa; Arthropoda; Insecta; Diptera; Tephritidae
Exons: 4
Coding region: 1-648 (215 amino acids)
Source: RefSeq, a predicted model, not a curated record
AUGUCUUCUAAACCAUCAGAUGAUUCGCAAAUUCAUUCCGAAAACAACUAUCUCAAAACCAAUAAUAAUACCAACUUCCCCAACAGCAAUAGCAAUAACAAAACUUGUGAAAGAUGCAAAUCUUUGGAGGCUAAAAUUGACGAUUUGAACACCAAAUUUGACAACAUGCUAAAUUACCUUAAAAAAAUGAUGGAAGUUCAGGCAAAGCAAGGCGUCCAAUUAAGCGUUCUUGCUAAUAAGGACGCAGAUAUGAGGAAUUUGAGCAAACUCUUCCCAAUAAAAACCAUUGAAGAAAUGGAAAGCGUCAAUAACGCCAUAAAUGAGGUGAACAUCAAUGAAUAUGGGGAUCCUGAAAAGCACUUUGAGGAAAUUAUCUCCAGAUCUAUGUGCAACGAAGUCAAUGUAGGCGGCGUCCAUGGCAAGAUUUGCCUCAAAAAAUAUACUUCCUUGUAUGAUGCGAUUAUAAGUACGUAUAUAAAUUCAUUUUUGUUUAAAUAUAUUCUUCAAUUUCUUUUAUUUUUAAUAACAGGUGGAAUGUCGGCGACGUCAGAAAAGCCCGAUAGGCAACUAUCGAAAUGCCUCCAGAUUGUUAAAAAAAGGCUGUACAGAUUGACCACCGUUAAUAAACUAAAAAUCGGAAAUAACUAAUAUAAUUAACACUAUUGACUCUUUUUUAUCUAGUUUUAGUAUAAAAACAGAUUUUUU